This is a messenger RNA of Lethenteron reissneri (Far Eastern brook lamprey), 6566 nucleotides long. RefSeq names its product zinc finger protein 501-like. Gene Ontology annotation, molecular function: DNA-binding transcription factor activity, RNA polymerase II-specific; RNA polymerase II cis-regulatory region sequence-specific DNA binding. The record is from RefSeq and is a predicted model, not a curated record. Lineage: Eukaryota; Metazoa; Chordata; Hyperoartia; Petromyzontiformes; Petromyzontidae. Gene Ontology annotation, biological process: regulation of DNA-templated transcription.
UGCUUCCGUGUGACGUCACGAGAUCCCAGGAGCUGCUUCUGUGCGCACAACUCCCUCGGAUCGGAGAAUCAAUCACAUGGAGAAGAGAGGCUCAGCUGGAAGUAAAAGACACCAAUGCAUCCAGUGUCCAUACAGCACAGAUGAGAUGUGUAACUUGAAGAGACAUCAGACAAAACACACUGGCGAGAAGCCCUUUAAGUGCAGUGUGUGUGGGAAGUCAUUUGCUCAAUCAAAAACUCUUAAAAUUCAUCAGAGAACACACACAGGCGAGAAGCCCUUCAAGUGCAGUGUAUGUGGUAAGGCAUUUUCAGAGUCAGAAUAUCUUAAGAAACAUAAUACAACACACACGGGCGAGAAGCCCUUCAAGUGCACUGUGUGUGGCAAGACAUUUGCUCGUUCACAAACUCUUCAUAUUCAUCAGAGAACACACACCGGUGAGAAGCCCUUCAAGUGCACUGUUUGUGGGAAGGCAUUUGCACAUUCAAACAUUCUUCGUGUUCAUCGGCGAACACACACCGGUGAAAAGCCCUUCAAGUGCACUGUGUGUGGGAAGGCAUUUGCUCGUUCAGUAACUCUUCAUAAUCAUCAGAGAACACACACCGGUGAGAAGCCCUUCAAGUGCACUGUGUGUGGGAAGGCAUUUGCACAUUCAAACAUUCUUCGUGUUCAUCAGCGAAGACACACCGGUGAGAAGCCCUUCAAGUGCACUGUGUGUGGGAAGUCAUUUGCUCAUUCAAAAACUCUUAAAAUUCAUCAGAGAACACACACAGGCGAGAAGCCCUUCAAGUGCAGUGUAUGUGGUAAGGCAUUUGCAGAGUCAGCAUAUCUUAAGAAACAUAAUAGAACACAUACGGGCGAGAAGCCCUUUAAGUGCAUUGUGUGUGGGAAGGAAUUUGCUCAUUCAAAAACUUUUCGUGUUCAUCAGAGAACACACCAAGUGCAUAAGUCAUACAAGUGCUUGAUGUAUGGGAAGGCAUUGGCUCAUUCAAAAUCUCUUAAGAAACAUAAGACAACACAUUCAGGUAAGAAUCCUUUCAAGUGCACUCUCUGUGGGAAGGAAUUUACAUUAUCAGGAAACUUAAAGAGGCAUGAGAAGAUCCACAAGGAGAAAGUGAAAUCGACUUGUGAAAAUCAACAUGCUGCAAUGAGCCCAUCUCUCAUGAAACACGAAUCAGAAGAAAAUUCCAACUUGGCAACAUGGCCAGGAGUGACAGUGAAAUGUGAAGAAGUGAAAUGUGAAGAAGUGACAGUGAAAUGUGAAUAUCAAGAUUCGACUCCAGGACCCAAUCUACAAGUGGAUGGAGGCAGCGUGAAGCAGGAGGAGCAUUCUGAUUCCGAGGGAGAGAGAGGCAAUCCCCAGCAGUUUGUGGAUGUGGAGGUGUGGGUGGAGUUUUUGGACAAAGCUGAGUAGGAGGGGACGGCACGUGUGAAAUGGCACCUUGGAAGAUGUAUAACCUGGAGUUGGAGACGAUUUCCCAUAGCAUUCGCCUUAUUCACAGGAUUCUAUAAUUUCAAGAAUGCAUAGGGGUGUAGGUGUCAUCCAAGCAUAGAUGGGCUUUCUGUACAGAUAAAGUUAUUGAGUGUCGAAGUGAAAUAGUCGAUAUGCAAAGCAUUAUGCUGCCUUAUAAAACACGAAUUAGGAAUGCAUUUUAAUGGUUACGUAUUAAAUGAAUAAGUAUUAAUUAUAACUGUUUGCAUUACUAUUAAAGUGGCUGUCUGGUGUGGCCGUGCUUUUCUGCAUGCUCCCAGUCUGUUUUUUAUUGCUUUUUAACUGCCCUUUAAUAAAAGAAAAGGUAACCAUUUUUUUAAUAUUUACUUUUGGUUUCAUACACUAAAUAUAUGUUCAUGAUAUCAAAAUAAUUAAAUGGCAGGCCUACUUUCUGCAGUUUCGCUUUUAAUCCCUUUGGGUUUCAUUUAAUUGGUCUUAGCCUGGUAUUACUUUUUUUCAUUUUAUAUGAUGGUAACAGCAGGGGUCUGAAAGUCUACUGUAAUCCCACCUGAUGGUUAUGUAUGCACCUUGCAUAGUGUAGUUGUGGUUUAUAGUGCAGUGUAGCGUCAAGUGCACAGUGAAUAGUUCGUGGUAAAUUUUGUGAUGUGUGGUGAAAUGUGUGUUUGUAUGGUGAUGUAUAUUAUGUGUGCAGUGCAUAGUGUCAGAAGCCGGCUUCGGCUUUUCACUUGACCAAUCGCACGCAAUGUAUCAUUGCACUCAGUCGUGAGUUGCAGUCGAAAGGUGUCGAAUGAGAGUAAAGUUCCGCAUCUUGACGCUGCAUGCCACUUGCAGUAAGGCGUGUUGUGUGCCAUGCAGUUGCUGUAGCUGGUGUGAGCUUACCUGUGAUUAAUCUCACCUGUAAUUGUGCACUGCAAUGUUGCUGUAAUUGCUACGUAGAGCCAGGUGUUGGUGUAUUUUUUAUACGUGGAGGUAAUGUUUAGAGCAUGCCAUGCCCAACUCUGUAGACUAUUCAAAGUACAGGGAACACCCCCAUUUUAGAUUUGAGGUGGACUGGUGAGAUUACAUUAUUAAAAUAGUAAAUCAAAUAUAACUUAAAUUAAUAUUUCAAUGUUAAUCCAAAGACAUUUACUAGGUACUGUUUGACUGUUGAUUGAGUUAUUGGUGGUGAAGAUAUUCACAAUUAAGACGUUGAUAUUAAACACAUUCCUGCUAAGGGAGCUGGUAGGAACGUUGGGUUGCUCGGUCAAUGGCCAGGGUCAACGGCGGCAUGGUGUAUUCCGCAAAUAUGCCCGACUGUGAGGGCGGGCACAAGCUAGCGUGAGUAGGUUAAAUGUUGUUUUAUAAGGGCACCACGGGGUGACCAGCCCCUCCCCACCCAGCCCAAUCCCUCCCACCCCCUACCCAGCCUCUCCCCACCCAGCCCCUCCCUGCACGACGGACGGACACAAUAAUCCCCUGUGGCCUUGUGUAACCAGGAGGUUCCUACCAGUAAUAUUUCAAUAUAUAAGUUGGUUAUAAUUGGGUGUAGAAAAUGAACACUGGUGCUAAAUCCCAUCAAGAGGUACUGUGUGACGGAGGGUGAUAGGUUUGUGUUUGGUAAUGAUUACAGGUAUGAUACGUUAACUUUUUUCCAGUUAUAUUGUGUUUGCCGUUUUAUAGCGUGAAGUUUAAUAUUAGAAUUUCUCCGACCUAAGGCUGCCUUACUCUAGCGCCUACGGAGGGCUUCUCGGUGCUUGGCGUCUUGCCCAUUGCCCCCACUGAUGUCCUCUUCUUCCCCCCCCCCCCAUGUGUGCAGAUACUACUGAAUUUAACACAGCCUUUCGCAACCAAUAUCCAUAAUACAGUUUUUUUGGGUUAGAUCGCGUAAAUAGAUGUCGUUAAACGAGCCACCAACCGACACUGCCAAUUAGUAAGGUUUGUCACGUAAACAGAACAUGCCAAUUCGUGACGAGUACAGCAAAAUGUUGGACAGCCAAGCCAUAACGUUGACGGAGUACGAUGUUUUGCCAUUAAUUACAACUAUCUUCAUCAGGCGACAGCCAGAUUUGUGGAGAAGUCCACCUGUUUCUUUCCUUAGAGGGGUCGAUGUGAUUGCAACACUUGUGUGCUCUUCACGCGCGAAGUGGGGUGGGAGGGUGUGUCGACAAUUUUUGUAAACCGGUUGUAUCAACCUUUUUCCCCCACUGGGGGUGGAGGCAGGGCUCCACUUUCUUUCACUUUUUGAUUCAGGGCCUUCUGAAAGACGCUCAACUUACACCAUUGGAACCUCCUUUGCCAGUAGGAAAAUAUGAUAAUUAGUUUUUUACCCUUUUAUCUGGCAACAAAACUGACACAUUUACUGUUUUACAAGGAGUCGUGUUUGCAUUGACCACAAUACCUGCGGUCAGAAUGCAAACAAAAAAACACAAAGUGCGCCUUUUGGCGUCAUCUGGUCCAACACCAUGUGAGACUAGACUCUCGGGUGUGGACCAAUCAAUUUCAAGGACAGUGCAUACAUGAUCAGAGUUGUGUUUUUUUUGCAUUCCGACCGCAGGUAUUGUGGUCAAUGCAAACAUGACUCCUUGUAAGAAAAGUGUCAGUUUUGUUGCCAGAUAAAAGAGUAAAAAAACAAUUAUCACGCUCAACUUAGUUGGCAAACGGAACGCCGGGCUUUCAUAACAGGCUGGCGUCGCCCUUUUGGUGAUGGGUUUUUUCAUUAUAUUUACAGGUGUUAAUAACUUGCUUAUUUUGAUAACCAACUGGAAUCAAUAGAUAUAACAUAAUAGGAAGACAAUUAGAAUGAUUUGAUGAUGAAAAUUAAAGUUGUUUUGUGAUAGUUGAUUACAUUUAGUAUAAUUGUUGUGCAUUUAAAAUGCACAAAAUGGCCGGCAUACGGAUUUAGCCUGACAUUGAGUUAAUAGGGCGAGCAGAAUAGGUGUUUUGGCAGAGGUUCCAGUCUCAAUUCAAAACAAAGCUUUCAUGGUUAUUGUCAGUUAAAUAACCCAAAUGUACAUAUUACUAUAAUUUUACGUAUUAUUGCUUUAUUAAUAUAAGUAUGUAUUGUUUCAUUAAUGCAAUAUUGUUAUGGAAUGUAGCACAUUUAGGAGGCACUCCAAAUCUGUAGGCAUAUGUUUGAUGUGGAAUAUUUAAAUUUUUAUAGUUAAAUAAGAUGUUAAAUGUUAUAGGAUUUUAAAAGCGGCUUAUAAUUUAUAUUUGCGGUAGAUUAUGUGCUGAGGGACUGCUCUGAGGUGUUGUGUGACGUGGAAGGUGAUAGGGAUAUGUUUGGUCAUGAUUGCAGAUAUGCAAAUGCUCCUCGGAAGAACACUUUGAAAUAAAGCAUUUCCGUUUAACAAACCUCUGGUGCCCAUCUGUAGUGGAAUCACCCAGUUCUCAGGAGGACAGAAAACAAUGCAGAGUAUCUGCUCAUCCUCUCUGAGCUUCAUUGUUGUUUAUUUGGCCGCAUUAUCCCCUCGUUACGAUUCACGGGAGGACAGGGUGGGCCGGCUACACAUGGCAUUUCUCCAGUUUAUGUUCCAUGCUAGGUGCACUUUUAAGGCCACGUGAAAUGUGAAAGGCCCUCUGGCAGAUCACGUAACAGACCCAGGUGCCAUGGAUUGACUGAGAUGACUGGCAGACUCACCCCACCUGUGCUCCCCACUGUGCCACAGCGGUGCUUUUUAUCUGCCCUGCUCUCCGCUUGUUAUUGUGAGCGUUGCUUCUCUGCCCUUUGUUGCUGGAGGGUGACUGCCUCUUAAAUGUCAAGGAGCGUCCAUUCAUGAACCUCCUCCGUAGGAGCUCAUCUUGACACCUCUUGAACCAGUCAUCGGCAAGUCCACUCGGCUCCAGUGGUGACUUGGUCAUGAACUAAAUCACCAGAGGCAAGAUUCCAGACACAAGGGGUGGAAACCGCUAUUUGCUUGAGGUGCGAUGCCUUAACCAGGUUCAUACACCAGAUGCCCAGAUGAUGAGACAAACAGCGUCUGGAUGGACUGGGCACAAACCAGUGGCCACGUGAUGGGACGAGAUGAGCAUGUGCAGUGGCUAGUUGGACAGGCAGUAAUAGUAAUACUGCCGCAUCAACAGGACGACGAAAUAGGCUGAGCUUCAGCUAGGGCAAGCUGGGUGCGGGCUAGUCAUGAGCCAGAACAUGCAGGUGGUAAUCCUGUCAUGCUAAUUAUGUGAUGAGAUGAGCUUAACUUAGACAAGCUGGUUGUAGAGCACAGCAAACUUAUCACAAGCCAAGACGGGCAGGUGUGGUGGUUAAUACUGAAGCACCAAUCAAGAGAUGAGAUGAACUGGGUUUGAGUUAAGGUACAGCUCAGGCAGAUCCAGGGAGCAUCAUCUCUUGGUGGUGGGGAUAUUUUUCGAGCUCAUCCAUCCCCUUAAACAAAUCACUGCAAUACUAUGUCCAUCUUUUUUUUGAUUUCUUUAUCGCCGUUUGCCUCGGUUGCUACUUCAUAUUUGGGCUCUGGACUAGUUUGUGCACUUCCAUGGUCUUGUGUUCUCCAUACUUUAUAGUGCACUUCAUGUCACGUGUAUUUGUCCAGCCAGCAGGUCAGAUUAAGAUGAAUUAUAUCAGACGCAAAGAUAUUAAAACAAGUUCAGCAGGCAGGCAGGCAGGCCUGACAAUUAACACUUUUGUUACGUAUGUUUACCCAGGAAAGCCUCGCCUAUAUUCUGUGAAUAUCAAUUUAAAUUUCGAUUUAAAGCUUUCGUGACUGCAGGGAUUCAUCUUCUUGGUUCUUUCGGUAAAGUCACGUAGAAGGAAAAUAAUAAAAUAAUAAAAAUAAAACAAUAAAAUAAUUCUCACGACGUUUCGGCCACAACGCAAGUAGCCGUCCUCAGGUGAAACCAGGUCUGUCGAGGCGACAGCGUCUGAAUGAAACAGCACACGUGCUUGGAGCAUAUAUAUAAGCUGGGUUGGAAGGGGGGUGGGGGAAAGAGGGCGCCUUGACAAAAGAAUUUGCAUAUCAAGAGGAAUCCAGCAUACCCAUGGGAAAUGCAGGUAUGUGAUUAGUACUACUUGUGUCCGUGCAUUAUGCAGGAUUAGCAUCAUCACAGGGAGGGGAUAGGGGUAGCAUUAAUAAAGGGAGGAAGUGUUAAUAGUAUGUAGCUGCAGUAACUAAAACCACCACGU